This is a messenger RNA of Mesorhabditis spiculigera, 425 nucleotides long. Lineage: Eukaryota; Metazoa; Nematoda; Chromadorea; Rhabditida; Rhabditidae. The record is from the annotation of a GenBank genome assembly.
GCCCAACGCCCUCCCCAUCAUGGCCUUCGGGAUUCGGUGCGAAUUUGACGAGCGUCCGAUUAUUUACACAUAGAUUAAUGUCGUCAUCUUCGAUCAAUUGGCACUUGGCGGCGCUGUCGGUCAGCGACACGACUAUCCUCAUCGCGUCGUUUGUCGCGCAGUGCGCAGCGCGGUUGGCAGAAUAUUUGACCAUGUGUGGAAGGUCGGGUACUGGAGCUAUCUCGCCACAAUCUCCAAUAAUGUAUGGAAUCAAGACGAAAGCGCAAACGGCCAGCGUCUACUUGACGGUUGGCGUGUCGGUGCAUCGAUAUAUAGGCGUGUGUCAUCCCUAUAAAGCGCCACAAUUAUUGCCAAAAAACGGGUCGCCUGGUGUGAUCAUCGGGAUCAUUGCCUUCUCCAUUCUCUUCAACAUUACCAGAUUGUUC